AUGGCAAUGAAAAGUAAAAAACCUACAAGAAAUUCAAAAAAAACAAUAGAAAUAAAACCCGACCAAAAACGAGAAGGCAAAGCUUUUGGUUGUAGUGAAAUAUUUACCCUAGAUAGCAAGGGAAAAGUUAUUAAAAAAGAAUGGAAAGAACCUUUACUGAAAAUGGGCGAUAUCCCCGUUUAUACUCGCACCAUUUAUCUCAACGAAUUAUUUUUACAUAAGCAAAUGGGCUUGCAACCUAUUUUAACGGAUAUUGAUCCACAAAGUCAAAAGAUAAAUGGCGGUCAUGGCAAAAAGCAUGACGAAUAUACAGAAAAGUUGCGGCAAUUAUUAAAACUUGAAAACUUGCACAAAGAUAUCGGUUUAGAGAGCGUUAUUGAUUUUAAUGAAGAGAUGAAAGAAAGCUAUGCCAAAAUUCUCGAAAAAAGUGAAAAUAAACCAGAAAUAGAUGCUUACCGAGAAGGCCUUUUCAUCGGCACUUUUGAAAAGAUUCUAAACCGAUUAAUAAUUAAUGAAUGA
Molecule: messenger RNA, 519 nt
Organism: Racocetra persica
Lineage: Eukaryota; Fungi; Glomeromycota; Glomeromycetes; Diversisporales; Gigasporaceae
Source: the annotation of a GenBank genome assembly